AGGGGAGGGAGGAAGCAGGCUUUUGUACUUCUGAAGUACAGAACUACGAGAAAUAUCAAGAAGCACUACGAAGUACUACAAAGUACCAAGAAGUAUUGAGAAGUAUACGGCAGUAUCGAGAAGUAUCAUGAGUGAUAUGAAAGUACCGUGAAGUGUACUAAUUUUUACAGUAAGAUGAGACAGUUUUUGUUAGCUGAAUAUAUUUAUUCAACAGCAAAAAUAAACAAAACCAUAAGAAAAUAAGUAACAUUCAGGUUAAUUUUUUCUAUUUCUUUUUCAUGAGAGAUUAUUUAACGGUGUGGCCACACGAUACGGAAUUUCAUUUUUUCGCGUUGCAAUAUCUGUAACUUCUCAGAAAUAAAAGCAAACUGCCCAACAUUUUUAUCGCAUAUAGAUAUCGUUGAGAUCUAUCACCAGUAAAACUUUUAUUAAUUUCUCUUUAGUCACAGCAAAGUUAUUCAACAAAUACUGGCCGUUACGUAAUUUCAAAAAAUGGAAUUUUUUUUAGGGUAGCUAAAAGUUAAGCAUUUUUCUACGAAACAAAGCAAUAUACAAAUAAAUGUUACAUGCAAAAGUGGUUCAGCUUCUAACAGGCUAUUAAAAUAUAGGAUCAUUCCUAUCGAGCCAAGUUUUGUAAAAUAAAAGAUUUGGAAUAUCAUCCGUUACGAAAUUUCACUUCGUUACAGAAUUUCAGCUUUUUUUCGAAGAUUCUAAUUUGAACCCAAAAGAAAGAAUUAAAGUAAACAAUAAUCGUAUAUUCUUUCUCAACAUUAGAUUUUGCACCGAAUGACUUGUUUUUCAACAGAAUUCAACAAAAGAACUUUUCAACAUUUUUGACCUCAGAAAUUUUCGAGAAAAAUCGAAGACAGAGUUUGGAUUAUCUAAAUACUUCACUUUAUCCAGAAUUCGAUGCUGAUUCCGAAUAUGACCAAAUACGUGCAUAUCUCUGAACAGAAUCAGUGAUAAACUCUGGAUACUGUAAAAACACUCGACAUUUCAUAUGCAUACGAAAUUCCAUAACGCGGUAUUUGUACAAAACGAGUGUGAAUCUUGAAUGAAGCUGCAAUUAAAAUGGGUACUUUUCGCAGAGCUUGUUGAGCCCUAUCUAAAGACGUUAUCUUUGUUGCAAACAUUAGCGACAUAAGCGGGCAAAAUACACAAUUAGCGAGUUUCGUUACAGAAUUUCGUCAAAAACAGAGAUAGUUUUUAAAUCCAUUAUUUUCGUUCGUAGCCAAGUAUGAUCUAAUCGAAUGGCCAUGUCUUUAAAAAACACUUUGUAUCCGAUCGAUCAAUAACUGACUGAAGAAAUUUUUCUUUUGGUGAUCGUUCGUUGCGCGACUAUGUAUUUCACUACCCUCUGUUACUCAAAUUUUCGAGUUGUUUAUUCCAAGGAACACCCUACUCAUUCAGAGUACUCAAUGAUACUUAGGAAUAAAAAUUCCCGCAUUUCAAACACUAUCCCCAACCUCUUUCAAAUGGUAGGCUCAGCCUUCUGCUUGUUUGAUUUCGAACCUUCUCCAUGCAUGGGCGAUCGAUGCGUGGCCAUACCUAUAAGUUCAUUUCGUAUAUCAUUAUUACAUUACCGGUUUUGUUACCAUGCAAUGACUGUGAUUUUUUUAAAAAGAAUAUAAGCAUUUAUUUCUGUUUAAUGUUCAGCAUUAGUCCUUUUUUUAAUCAUAGUUAUAAUAAGUAUCAGUUCUCUUUCUGUGUGUAUUUUUUAUUGUGUUGUGGUCGUUUUAUGAGAAAGAGAAAAGCCGCAAUUUUUUUCUCUUUGAAAACAUUAGUGCAAAAGAAAAAAUGUAAAAAGAAGAAUAGUGCUUUGUUUUCAACUGUAAGUCCUACUUUCGUUAUUUGUUUAAUUUUUUAAAAUAAAAAGCUACAUGACAAGGAGGAACUGACUAUAGCUUUCUUUUAUCUCUGGAGUGAAAGACAUACCUAAAAACAAAAUCUAAUCACAUAUACAUGUCUAGAAAUAUGAAGGGGUGUGGCAAAGUACAAAGAAGUACGAAGGAGUGUAAAGAAGUACAAGAAGUCUAGGGAAAUGUGAAGAAGCAUAAAAAAGUACAGAAGUAUCAAGAAGUAUCGAGAAGUAUGAAGAAGUACGAUGAAGUGUCAGAAGUAUAGGAAAAUAUGCAGAAGUGCGAAGAAGUAUAGAAGUACAGAAAUCUGUUUUUCCCUCUUGCGCAAUACUCUAUUCUUUUUUGAAAUAGUUAUUGCAGUUUGGUUUUCAAUUUAUUCUAUGCCAUUCGAAAUACUUUCGUGCUUUGGCUAAGCUCCCUACUGAUGAAAAGACUACAAUCAGUAUAUCCACCAAUAAGUGCUAGUUUUUCAUAGGUGUCGUUAUAUGAACUCACAGACUGAUGUCCAAAAGAAAACUUUAUGAGCAUAUUUUAUGUAUCAAGCAAAGCUCCUUUUCUGAAAAAGACUUGAUUUUUGACCAAUUAAAUCCACAUAAUGUCUAAAAAUUUUUAUAUAUUGCGCAAAAAGUACCUGUGCUACAAACUGAAAGAUCGAAUACUUUAAGUGACACAGUUACUUAAAUUGAAUAUCAACCAAAAGGAAAAAAAGUAAGACCCCAUACUUCGGAAUACAAUUGGAGUACAGUGGAGUACGUACUCAGUGUGCUCCACUGUACUCCAUCUGUACUUCACCUGUACUUCACCUAGACUCUUGCUAUACUCCACUUAUACUCUAUUGUACUCAACUUGUAUUUCACCUGUACUCUGAAGUACGAAGUCUCGCUUUUCUCCCCUUGAUAUGAACUUUUACUCCACGUUGCUAAUGAAAAUCGAACCAAAAGAACUUCUUACAAUAGUUUUCACAUAUAACCUGAGAAAUAUAAAUCGGGAAUUCUCUGUCAGAGAGAAUAGGCAGCGAAUACGUUGCGAAUGAGGCAGCGAUGCAUACACUUUAUAAGUUCAGACCGUCUCAAACGUAUUUUCUCCAAGGAAGAAAAAAAACGAGACCCCGUACUUCAGAGUACAGGUAGAGUACCACUGGAGUACAACAGAGUAUAGGUGAACUACAGCGAGAGUUUAGUUUGAGCACAGUGGAGUAAAACUUAAGUACAACUGGAGUAUAGUGGAUUAGAGGUGGAGUAUAGUGAGUACGUACUCCGCGUACUCCAGCUGUACUCAAGCUUCACUCCACUGUACUCCACCUGUAUUCCGAUGUACAGAGUCUCGCUUUUUUCUCCUUGAUUUUCUCUCUGUUCCAAGCACAGUCGCACUCUACUAAAACACUUCUCAAACAUAUUCUGACCACUCGAUAUAUUCAUCAAGCAUGUUUGUAAUUUGCAUCUUUUGGAGCACAAUUGGAACAUGCCGUCUACCAUUCACUUCAUAUAUCAUAUGCACUUGCUUAGCCAAAAGGACGAUUUACGUAUACUCUCUCCUCCAAGAUCGAUUCAUUGUUGUCAGACGGAUCUCUCCGGCCUAGUUCCAGCAUUCAUGACAGUAUUCACUAGUCAUUAUUGAUUUCCACUGUUGAGACUUCUGUUUUCUCGGAUUCCUCUUUACUUCUUACUGGGCCUUUCAAGAAGACGGAACGAUCGCUUGGAAGAAAGCGAAAAACCGUCUGUAGUGUUAAAUAUAUGACAAAGUGGUAAACAUUUUUGGAAUGUACGAAAGUUCAUCGCCAAGUUUAAGCUAUAGCAGAACACUUCAAACAUGUUCUGAACAUCGUGUCAAACAGGCUCGCAUUCGCUGCUUGUGGGUCAGUGAGUAAGGGUGCAAAUCUUCUCUUCACUAGCAUCCUUACCCAUUCGAUCGCUCAAUCUGACUUUUCUUGUGAAUUAAGAAGUUUUUCCCUAAAGAAGAGUAGAUCGACUGGUAGGAUAAGAGAUGCGUGCGUUUGUGUUAGUGUAGGCAGGAACAGAUAAUAGGCUUUAUAUGGCUGUGUGUGUAGGUCUAGAUGUGGCACGAGAGAAGAUGAACCCUACAUCCCACUUCUGUUUUUUACUCUUUUCACGAAGCCGUUGCUAGAAUAAAUUUUAUUUGAAUCUUUCACUAGGAUGCUCAGUGUUGGAGAUUGCACUAAAAUUUAAAGUAUCAUAAAAAAUGGAAUCAACUUUAAUGUGGCUGAUUAAGAUUUCACAGUAAACAUUCUUAAUGGAAAUAACUGCUGAUUACAUCCAAUAGAACUAAAUUGUUUUUCAAUAUCUUUCCAAUCUUUUCCAAUUUCUAAUGAAAAAUACAUUUUUCUUAACUUAAGAUAGCAUAGUUCUAUCACUCACACUGAAAGGCAUUUUGAUGCAGGUCGACGCUGUUAGAAAAAGUCUUUCAAAAACUAUGAAAAAAAGAGAUAAUGUUGAGCGUUUUAUUGUGUAGCUCUUAAUGUGUAAUUCAUUAAAUUAUUAGAAACUUUCAGAUCUUGGCAUAUCUUCUAAUGUUUACGAGCGUAAACGAGCAUUAGUUAUUGGUAUCGAUAAUUACACUCGCAAUCCAUUGAAAUAUUGUAUUAACGAUGCCAACGAUUUAAAGGCAGCACUCGAACAUAUGACAUUUGAAGUAACAGCUGGAUUCGAUUGCAAUCAAGAUGAAUUCCGUAAAACAGUUGAAACAUUUGCUAAUGGAAUCCAGCGUACUGAUUUAACAUUGUUCUAUUUUGCUGGUCAUGGCAAACAACUUGACAAUAAUAAUUAUCUGUUACCAUUGGAAUAUAAUUACAGAGGAAAGCGUGAAUGCGAAUAUAUAGCAAAUCACAGCAUUGAUGUUAAAUUCGUCAUGGAUGAGAUCGAGAAAAAAAAUGGCUGUAUUACAGUAUUUAUAUUUGAUUGUUGCAGGAACUAUGUAUCAACUCGAAAUAUUGACAUGCAACUAGGCUUAUCACCUAUGAAUGCACCGCCAGAAACUCUCAUUGUAUUUUCUUGCGCGCCCGGGAGAGCAACGCUUGAUGAAACACGUAAUGAAAAAAAUGGUAUAUUUAUGGGAAAUUUGUUAAAACGAAUCGCAACAUUGAAUACACAUAUAGAAGACAUUUUCAUGAAUGUUGCUCAUGAUGUUAAAUUACAGACUGGUGGAUUUCAGCAACCAUAUCGGACAAGCUCUCUCACGGAAAAACUUUAUUUCGUAUCAAAUUAG
Rotaria sp. Silwood2 is the source of this 5081-nucleotide messenger RNA. The record is from the annotation of a GenBank genome assembly. Lineage: Eukaryota; Metazoa; Rotifera; Eurotatoria; Philodinida; Philodinidae.